Messenger RNA from Salvia splendens (bonfire salvia), 2361 nucleotides. RefSeq names its product glutamate receptor 2.7. Bases 1343 to 1927 code for a protein of 194 amino acids. Lineage: Eukaryota; Viridiplantae; Streptophyta; Magnoliopsida; Lamiales; Lamiaceae. The record is from RefSeq and is a predicted model, not a curated record. The transcript has 4 exons.
AGUAUUUUCAUAAUUAUCAAUCUUAGAUUCUUCUUACUUGCCAAAUAUGCCUAUUUCAAAACUCAUCUUCUUCACCUUUCUUUUUCUUUUAGAUCAUUUCACCAACGCCACAGCUGCAAAGGUUGAUGUGGGAAUCAUUCUUGAUCUGCAGACACCUCUUGGAAAGAUGUACAAAACUUGCAUUCUAUGGCCAUCGAAGAUUUCUACUCCAAAAACACUUACAAAACAAUGAUCGUGCCUUAUUUCAGAGAUUCGAGCAGUGAUCGUCUCUGCAGCUUCUGCAGCUAUUGAUCUGCUAAAAAACACUCAAGUGAUAGCGAUAUUCGGGCCACAAGCAGAUUUGGUGAUAGAUAUUGGUGAUAGUCCCAAUAAUCUCACCAGCAACGAGUCCGUCACUAUCCCCUCAAGAAUCUCCAUACUUCAUCAGAUCUUCAUGGUGCUCUGCUUCUCAAGCCAAAGCAGUUGCUGCAAUCAUCAACCACUUUGAUUGGAGGGACGUUGUCUUAGUUUACGAAGACACCAUUUAUGGGAUUGGACUAUUGCCUUUUCUAACCGAGCGUUUGUUAGAGAGCAAUGCUCUUGUCUCAAACAUGACAGCAAUCUUCGACAAUGACCUGAUUCUUGAAAAACUGUUCGAGCUGAGGAAGAUGCAGACGAGGGUGUUUGUCGUGCACAUGCUCCCACCUGUUGUGUCGCGUUUUUUCAAGAUGGCACGGAGAGCUGGGAUGAUGGGGGAGGGUUAUGCUUGGAUCAUCGCGGACGCGCUCACUAGUUUGCUAGACUCUGUGGAUUCAGAGACUAUUGAGGCCAUGCAAGGCGUGGUUGGCGUGAAGGAAGAGGUUUCGCCAGGAGAAUAUGGAGCUUGAAACAUCAAAACUGAACGUUUUUGGGUUGUGUGCGUAUGACAGCAUAACUGCUCUAGCGGAAUCCGUGGAGCGCGUACGCGCAGAUGCAUCUCCGAGAUUCAAUAAAACGGCCGUUGGUAGAGGUAAUUUGACAGAUUUGGAAGCAAUAGGGGUUUCAAAUAGUGGUCCAAAACUUGCUCCUCUGCUCAGAAACUUCACCUCAAAAAGGGGUUGAGUGGGGAUUUCAUGAUCAAGAAUGGUGAAUUGCAGCCUUCUGUGUUUGAGAUCAUGAACGUGAUAUGGGAUUUUGGAGGGAAAAUCAAGGGAUUUCCAAGAGACUGAAGAAGGGAGGCGAUAGUGGUGAUAUUAAGCAUACGCUCGGGGCCGUGGUGUGGCGAGUGAAGCGGCGGCUGCGAAUGCGAGGAAGCUGAGGGUGGGAGUGCCGAUGAAGUGGCAGCUUGUGAAUGUUUCAAUAGAUAAAGAAACAGGGAAAGUUAAUGCAAGUGGUUUCUGCAUUGAUGUGUUUGAGGAGGCAAAUGAGAUCACUGCCUUAUGCAGUUCAAUUUGAAUACAUGCCUUUAAAAAAUGCUGAUCAAAAUAGCACUAUUUAUAACUAUGACAGCCUCAUUCAACAGCUAGCACUCAAGAAAGUUGAUGCAGUGGUGGCAGAUAUAACGAUGUCAGCCACGCGAGCACAGCAAGUAGACUUCACCAUUCCCUACAUAGAAUCUAGGAUUUCUACCGUUGUCCCAAUAAAGGAAAAAGAGAGUGCUUGGGAUUUCAUGGAGCCUCUCACAAGCAAGCUCUGGCUCGCCAUCGGAGCCACCUUCGUCUUCACCGGCUUUGUUGUAUGGCUCCUCGAGUAUCGCCUGAACGAAGCCGCCUCACAAGCAGAUAGGGAUGAUUUUCUGGUUCGCCUUCUCAACACUAACUUUAUCACAGAGGGAGAAAGUGAAGAGCAGAUUCGUGGUGAUUGUGUGGCUAUUUGUCGUGCUCGUGCUAUCGACGAGCUACACUGCGAACUUGACAUCUUUGCGCAGAGCGACUUCCGCAACAUAACAAUGAAGGGUAAAUCUGUUUAGGGUGAGGGCAGUUUUGGGUUAUACUUUAUCAGACACUUGGAAGCUUAAGGUUUUCACCACCUUUGAACAGUACGUGUGUUUAGGCAGCAACAGAGGUGGAGUUGAUGCAAUUGUUGAUAACUUGCCUUCGAUUAAGCUCUUCCUCAACGACUACUGCCACAGAUAGCAAUUCUGGUUUUGGAUUUGGCUUCCAAAAGGGUUCGCCGCAAGAGCAAUCUUGGAGAUGAAAGAGAAUGGAACAACGGAUCGGAUUUCGAGAAAAUGGUUUGGCGAAGCCGACUCGAGAAGGCUAACUGUCACCAACUUCGGGGGGCUGUUCUUGAUUACAGGCCUAUCUUCAUUAUCAGCUCUACUUUUUUGUACGAUAAUGGCCAUGUUUGGAGCUUUUUUUAACAUGAAUUAUGCUGUAAUGUUGUAUUUGAAAUGUCAUGAAC